This is a messenger RNA of Nelumbo nucifera (sacred lotus), 723 nucleotides long. RefSeq lists its product as uncharacterized. NCBI's taxonomy places the organism in Eukaryota, Viridiplantae, Streptophyta, Magnoliopsida, Proteales, Nelumbonaceae. The record is from RefSeq and is a predicted model, not a curated record.
AUGGAUGUCUUCUCCCCUGAUAUCGUCGCCGAGCCUCUGCCCCCGAACUUCAAGGCUCCAACCUUGGAGAUGUACAACGGGAAUACAGACUCAGACAACCACCUAGAGAGCUUCAGGGCACUCAUGAUCAUGUACGGAUACUCCGGUGCCUUGACGUGCCGGACUUUCCAGGCGACCUUCAAGGGAGCCACUCGCUGGCGCCCCCAAAAAAGCGUUGUCUCACUGAUGACUGUCAAGAAGAAGCGAGGAGAGAGUUUGCGGACAUACAUCGACCGCUUCAAUAAAGAAGAACUCGAGGUCCGUGACCUCGACCCCCUGGUCUCCAUGCAUGUCGCCAUCAGUGGACUCCUCCCCAGCUUGGCUCUCAAAUGCUCCAUUGCCAAAAGCCAGCCAAAGAUGAAGUUGGAGUUCCUAGAAAGGGCCCAAAAAUACAUUGCCGUCGAAGAGGCUUCGGCUACAGAUGCCCAUGAGAGAGGCAUAGAGCACCGGGAUGGAGCCCCCGAGAAGAAGAGGAAGAACGGGGACCAGGGCCGCAGCAAUAGCAACAAGAAGCCAUUGGCUUACAACCAAUACAUGCCACUCAACUCCACCCGCACACAGAUUUUAAUGCAGAUCGGGCAGGAAAAAAUUAUGAAGUGGCCUGAAAAGUUGAAGAAGAACGAGAUAGAAUUCCACCGAGGUACCGGACACGACACCGAGGACUGUUAUGAUCUCAAAAAUUAG